Molecule: messenger RNA, 1242 nt
Organism: Verticillium dahliae VdLs.17
Lineage: Eukaryota; Fungi; Ascomycota; Sordariomycetes; Glomerellales; Plectosphaerellaceae
Exons: 1
Coding region: 103-1242 (379 amino acids)
Source: RefSeq, a predicted model, not a curated record
GCAGACGAGUACAAGAGAUAAGACACGGCUCACUUCAGACGCAAUUGGCUCACGUUCGGACGCGAUUGACACAACCACACCGCGUGCAGCACUACAUAACAGAUGCUCACCAUGAUGAAGAACUUUAGCGUUGCUAUCAACUGCCCCUUGCCGGCUGAGAUAUCGAUCAAGGAUGUCAAGCGGGGCAUCCAAAGGCUCGGCGGGACGUUCCAUGAACGGGUCCUCUCAACCACCGACGUGUUGUGCACUUCUGAGGAUCGCGACCGAGAUUCACAACAGACUCGCCUCCAGGUGGGACGGCAAGGCGGUGUCACUGUCUCUUUAGACUGGCUUCAAGAUUCAUUCACAGCUGGCCGCUUUCUGGACCCCCUUGAAUAUCCCAUCUCUCAAGAAACAUGGGCCCUUCGCGGGGAGGAUGAGGAAAACAGUGAGAAAGAAAUUGAGGAAGGGAGCGAGGAAGAGAGCGAGGAAGAGAGUGAGACACGGCGUGUGGAGUCCAGUGGCAAUAUCGCCGUCUUAAUUGGACUUUUCCACUUCCUUUUGAUGAAGGCGGUCGAGAGAGAAACGGAGAGCGAGAGUGACGCACAGCGCAUGGAAUUCAUUGAUCAUAUCAAUGCUAUAUUUCGUUACUUAGUAGCUACCUUGUCGACAGCGGUUGGGGAAAACAUGGAAGGCGAGAGUGAGGCAGAUGACGAAGAGAGUGAUGAGAGUGAGGAGAGUGAGGAAGACAGCGAGGAAAGUGAGGAAGAAACCACCCUGGCUCGAUUCGACCCCGGAAGGCCUUUGUAUACCUGCGGCAUUGUCGUAGCCGACAAAUCCCCUUAUAUGACCCAGGCGCAGCUUGAGAAAGAAGUCGGUCAUCUUGGAGGGGUAUUAUUAUUUAGUAUCUCGAAGGAUACUACUCACUUUGUGUCCUCGCGAGCGAUAUACAACAAGCUUCCGCAAGCUGCCGUCUCGUUCUUCCCCAAAGUCUCCUUCGUCAACCAUGAUUGGCUAGACGCCUGCUCGCAACAGGGCUCUCUAGUACAUGUUGGUCCGUACAUACACGACAGGCUGGACGAAGAAGAGAGCGAAGAAAGUGAAGAAGAGGACCGGGAGGAGGACGAAGACAAAAGCGAAGAGAGUGAAGAAGAGGACCGAGAGGAGGACGAAGACGAAAGCGAAGAGAGUGAAGAGGAGGACGAGAACGAGAGCGAAGAGGAAGACAACCCGAGUUAUGAUCCUAGAGAAAGGCGUAGCUGA